AUGACAUACCUGAAAUAUGCGCUUGAGCCAUUACAACCGAAAGAAGAAACGUUACUCGCGAAGAUAAGUAGUCUAAUCGAAGGGACCCCAGAGCAAGCCGAGCAAGGGUUAGACAUCAUGUCGGAGGCUCUUGAGAAUCAAAGUUUUGAAAUUUUCUUAACUAAAGUCAACCCAACUUUAUACACCAAUUUACUCUCCAAACAAAACCCGGAUGUCAUCGACGCGGUGUUAAACUUCCUCAUAUUAGUCUCAGAGACAGAAAUGUUGUCAAAACGCGUUGUAGAGACUAACCACCAAAUCCCCGACUUACUCUUACCACUCCUGGACCAAGAAGACUUUCUAACAGCAACAAUACACGUCAUUGGAGGACUCGUUUCAGCUGCUUCAGGGGAUAGACUGGGAGGCCAGAGAUCACCAAGAAGCCCAAGAACCCCGAGCGAAGGGAAAGCAGACGACGCGCUUGGAAAUUAUGUUGUGUUGUUACCGGGCUUAACUAAACACUUACAAAUGUAUGAUCCCCUCCAAAUAGCGGUAUACCCCAUCAUCUGCAGAUUAUUGGUAUUACCAGGUGCGAGCAGUUUGUUCUUCAGAGAGGGUGGAUCUGAUAAGAUCAAAGAGAUGUUAAAUUGUGGGAAUGAUGCUGUUGGCAUGGCGUGUCACUUGAUAGCUCAUUUGUUAGUUAAUGCCGAUGAGAAGCAACGCGAUACGUUUUGUUUGCUCAUGAUUAAGGCAGAAGUGUUACAAGGACUACUCACUGGAACGACUGGAGAGACGGUCGCGGAGUGUUUAAGGUGUUUAUCGUUGAUGUGCCGAAGUAAGAAUGCGAUUCCUGCGAUUGCGUCAUCUCCUACAAUCAUUCAACUCGUUGAUUGUAUGAAGUAUCCCCCCGUCGAACCCCACACUUUGAAUUCUUUAGAAGAUGCUUUAUCUGUCAUCUCGUGUAUUAUUCAAAUCAAAAGCGCAGUGGUUCGAUUCAGAGAAGUUGGGUUCACUCUUGCACUGACAGAACUCUUUGCAAAUUUCAAUGAGAUGAAUGACAGAAUGCAAGUGUAUCUAAUGAACACAUUGAUGGAAGCAAUUACAGACGAUGGACUCAUGAGUGAACUCUCUGUCUAUAACGUCGAAGAACAACUUAAAAAGGUCCAUGCCACUGGACUGCUGGAAAACACGACGAAUAUAGCAAUUCAACGAACUGAAAAUUAUAAAGCGAAAAAAUCGUUAAUUGGAAGUGUCCAAGCAACGCUCCAAGGAAAUAAUGAAGAGUUGAAAACGAUGGAAAAGGCUAUGGACAUCACUAAAAAGAGACUCACCAGCAAAGAAGAAGAAGACAAUGUUGAACCACAAAAUGAGAGAAUCGAGAAUACAGAAGACAUCAAACGAGACAUCAAUAUGCGUGCAUCACACUCUAUUCGAACACCACGAAAAAUCAAUGGAGAGAGGAAGAAACGAAAUGCUAUGAUCAUGAGAGGGUUCUCUGUUGAGUCGUUAGCCGAGCAUUACGGUGAACCAAUGACUCUACCAAAGCAACCAUCCGUGCCUUUGAUUACCCCACGCAUUCUUCAAGAAGUUCAUAAUGAAGAAAAUAAGAGAAGUAAGUUACAAGAGAACACUAGUAUUGAGACUCAUCCUCAAGAACCACCAAAGGAAGUUAUCAAAGAAAUGGGGACAGAGUUGCCAAAGACUUCAACAAAGAUUAUAGAAAUCCAUCCACCAAAAGAAAAGGACUUGAAAGUCGAACAAAUAGACGAGAAAGAGCCUCCAGAUGCUGCAAAUAUAACAAAAUCAGUGGACUCGAGCGACAGACUCUCUCUUGGCAACAUGAAGAUGCCCUCCGUUGGGGAAGUGAUAUCAGCAAAAGGCAAUCAAGAGCAAGUCGCGUUUGUCUCCCAAGUGAAUGCACAAGCGAAACAGCGGAGUGUAUGUUUAUCUGAUUUCUAUCAAUCACAAAAGGCGUUUAAUAUAGUCUUCACAAAAUUGGUGAAAGAAGUCAUCCCACAAUUGUUCAAGAUAUCUAUGGAGUCCAAGUUGGCAUUUCCAUGUGCUGAUGAGUUACUUCAAUUCCACAUCGGUGUUGAAAAUGCGUUGAAAGAGCUAAUCGAGAAGAACAAAGAAUUCGACGCAGACGUCUCAUAUCUUUUCAGUAACAUUUUGAACGAUGUCGACUCGAUGAAAAUUAUCGAGAGGUAUUGGAUAGAUGUGGAGCUUGAGAAAGUCAGGCGACUGAGGGAGAACAGUGAUAUUGCCAAGAAGCUGAAAGAGUAUGACAAAGAAGGGUUUUGCAUUGAAAAGGUAGUUUUACAGCCUAUGGAGCGUUUCAGACGGUUUGUACCCACAGUGGACUCUUUUGCACACAACACACCAGACUGUUGUGUCGAACAUGACAACAUCGUUAAAGUGUAUGAAGACUUGGUUUAUUUAAUAGCUUAUUUAGAUGAGAAAAGGCAAGCUCACCAAGGAGAAGAGAAGAUGGAGCACCUCCGCGAUACGGUUACUGGCUUUGAUUUUAUUGGGAUUGUUAUAUUAGACAACGAACUUUGUGUAAAAAUCGGGAAAAAGGCGUAUACCCUCAAAGUGGUUGUAGUUAGUGGAGAUGAGAAUUUGACUAUGGUUGGAAUUACUGAGAAAAAGAAGAAGUCACAGGUCAAGUGGACCUUUUUAAUCAACAAAUCGACUCCCCUCACUGUCAAAGAGAAAAAGGUUUUAAUGAACACCAAAGACUCCAAAAAGGUUCCUGUCGAUGUUCAAAUCACUUUCAGAUCGACAAAGGAGGCUGAAGAUUGGUAUAAGGUCUGCUUAACCAAAAUGCCACAGAAUUAA
Molecule: messenger RNA, 2817 nt
Organism: Entamoeba invadens IP1
Lineage: Eukaryota; Evosea; Mastigamoebida; Endamoebidae
Exons: 1
Coding region: 1-2817 (938 amino acids)
Source: RefSeq, a predicted model, not a curated record